UCUCAUUCUCUUCCCUGCGUCAAGACCUCUAAUAGGGUUUUUGCUCCCGUCGCUCUUCGCCGCCGCCACCACCCUCUCCGCCGUAUCGUCCACCACCACCUCCGCCGCCAUGUCCGGGAGGAAGAAGACUCGGGAGCCCAAGGAGGAGAACGUGACGCUCGGUCCCGCGGUGCGAGAAGGAGAGCAUGUGUUCGGUGUCGCUCACAUCUAUGCUUCGUUUAAUGACACCUUCAUUCAUGUCACUGAUCUGUCGGGAAGAGAAACGCUUGUUCGCAUUACUGGUGGUAUGAAGGUCAAAGCCGAUAGAGAUGAGUCAUCUCCUUAUGCUGCCAUGCUUGCAGCCCAAGAUGUUUCCCAGCGAUGCAAGGAGCUAGGAAUUACUGCUCUUCAUAUUAAGCUGCGAGCUACUGGUGGGAACAAGACGAAGACCCCUGGUCCUGGUGCCCAAUCCGCUCUUAGAGCCCUCGCUCGCUCUGGAAUGAAAAUCGGUCGUAUAGAGGAUGUGACUCCGAUCCCGACGGAUAGCACCCGCAGAAAGGGUGGGAGAAGAGGGAGGAGGCUGUAAUUUCCUUUAUCUCAUUCGCGAAUCGACGAGCAAGAAGCCCCCGACAUUAUAUUUAUGCAGCUCUGUCAGUUGUUCGCAAUAGCUUCUCCGUCUGUUAUGGUGAUUCGAACAUCGAUUAUUGUUCUGCAGUUUCUCUCUAGGAAUUUCAAGUGCUUCAGAUAACAGAGGGAUAUCCUCAUUCCACACUUUUUGAGUACUUGUUUUUCUGUGAUUUUUCUGUGUUCGUAGGACCUUUUCUCUGACCAUAAUUUUGCAACUGUAAUUUUGCUUUGAGAUGUUUUAUUAGAUAUUAGAUUGUUAUUUUCGUAUAA
Molecule: messenger RNA, 876 nt
Organism: Ananas comosus (pineapple)
Lineage: Eukaryota; Viridiplantae; Streptophyta; Magnoliopsida; Poales; Bromeliaceae
Product: 40S ribosomal protein S14
Exons: 6
Coding region: 110-565 (151 amino acids)
Biological process (GO): ribosomal small subunit assembly; maturation of SSU-rRNA from tricistronic rRNA transcript (SSU-rRNA, 5.8S rRNA, LSU-rRNA); translation
Cellular component (GO): ribosome; cytosolic small ribosomal subunit
Molecular function (GO): structural constituent of ribosome; small ribosomal subunit rRNA binding; mRNA 5'-UTR binding
Source: RefSeq, a predicted model, not a curated record